Messenger RNA from Triticum turgidum subsp. durum (durum wheat), 759 nucleotides. NCBI's taxonomy places the organism in Eukaryota, Viridiplantae, Streptophyta, Magnoliopsida, Poales, Poaceae. The record is from the annotation of a GenBank genome assembly.
AUGAGUGGACGCGCCUCUGCUACAGGGACGAGUCGCGGAUUGGAUAUUUGGAUUGUCUUCAUCCAAACACAACCCACGUUGCCCCUUGAAUUGAGCCGAACGCCAUUAGCUAUGGCUUCUGCUGAAGGAGGAGACAAGUACCGGUCGUUCCUGCACGGCGAUGGCGAGAAGAACACCGUGUGGAGGCAUGGAGCCCCUCCCAACUACGACCUGGUGAACAAGCUCUUCGAGGAAGAGAGGACCAAGGAAUGGCCGGAGGGGUCUCUGGAAGAGAAGGUGCAGCGCCUGCUCAAAAGCUGGGAGAUGGAGAUGGUCCACAAGGUGCGCCCCGAGGACCAGAAGAGCGUCCACCCUAGGAAUUACUCCGCGAGCACCAACGGGCUGAAGCCUCUGACGCGGGAGGAGGUGACCGCCAUCGGCGGCUACAACGCGUUCCUGGCGACCAAGCUGCCGCCGGAGCACCGCAUCUACGACCCGGACAAGGAGACGGUCGACUCCGGCAUGUCGACGUUCCUCACGGCGUUCCCCAGGGGCUUCGCCAUCGAGGUGCUGGACGUGUACAGCGGCCCGCCGAGGGUCGCCUUCAAGUUCCGGCACUGGGGUUACAUGGAGGGGCCGUUCAAGGGCCACCCCCCUCACGGCCACCGCGUCGAGUUCUUUGGCGUCUGCAUUUUCCACGUUGACGACGACACGAGGGUGGAGAAGGCCGAGUACUUCUACGAGCGUGGCAACUUCCUCGCGAGCUUCUUGAUAUCCUAA